AUGUCUUCCUCCACCCCAACACACGCAGAGUCGUCGUCCUCGGGCAACUCGUCUGCGCCCUCGUCUCCCGCCGCCUCGUCGGUGGCCUCGCUGGGCACCGAUGUGACGCAGCUCGACCAGGCAUCGGCAACGUCCGCUGACGUGCCGCCCUCGCCAUCCAAGGAAGACAUUGCUCUGCCUGUCGAGGAGCGUCAGGCAAAGGCAAAGGUGCUCAAGGACGAGGGCAACAAGCUCUUCGUCGCCGGCCAGUACGACGCCGCCAAGCACCAGUAUGGCCUCGCCAUCGCACUCGACCCUUCCGUGCCCGCCUUCUACAGUAACCGUGCAGCGUGCGAGCUCAAGCUCGAACAGCACGGCCUCGCCAUCGAAGACGCCACAAAGGCCAUCCAGCUCGACUCCAAGUUCUCCAAAGCAUACUUCCGCAGGGCCAGCGCACAUCUCAGCAUCCUCGAUCCCAAGUCGGCUCUGCCCGACCUCAAGAUCGUCGCGCAGCUCGAACCCAAGAACGCCUCGGUCAAGGCGCAGCUCGAGGCAACUGUCAAGCUCAUCCGCCGUCUCGAGUUCGAGAAGGCCAUCAAGGUCGCGGAAGGCGUCAAGGCGGCCGACACGGUCGAGUCCAACCUCAAGGAGGGCGGCGGCGGCACCGUUGUGCCCGACUCCUACGACGGCCCUCGCAUCGCUGAUGGCGACGACGAGGAAACCAAGCACCUUGGAAAGAUCGACGAAAAGUUCAUCAAGGACAUGAUCGAGCACUUUAAGAACGGCGGCAAGCUGCACAACCGCUACUCUUGGCAGAUCAUCCUGGGCGCCUUCCGCGCGCUGCAGCAGGAGCCGACGUUGGUGGACUACCAAGUGACGGACGGCACGACGAUCGACGUGAUCGGCGACACGCACGGCCAGUUCUUUGACUUUAUCCACCUGCUUAACAAGACGGGCGCGCCGAGCAACGACCAUGCGCUGCUCUUCAACGGCGACUUUGUCGACCGUGGCUCGUGGUCGGUCGAGAUCGCGCUUACCGUGUUUGCGUACAAGUGGCUCUACCCCAAGACCACGCUCAUCAACCGCGGCAACCACGAGACGUCCGAGAUGAACAAGGUGUACGGCUUCGAGGGCGAGUGCAAGGCCAAGUUUGGCGGCGACCUGACGUUCAAGCUCUUCACCCAGGUGUUUGUGGCGCUGCCGCUGGCGACGCUCAUCAGUGCCACCCAGGCUCCGCUCACGGGCGAUGAGCUGCCGGCGUCGUUCUCCGUGGCGCAGCGCCAGCCCAUCACGGACAAGGACACGGGGCGAAAGCGAUUCUUUGUCGUGCACGGUGGCCUCUUCUCCAAGGACGGUGUCACGCUCGACGACAUUCGCGCCAUUGACCGCUUUGCGAUCGGACAGCCCGGUCAGGCCGGAUUGAUGAUGGAGCUGCUCUGGAGCGAUCCGCAGACAGCGCCGGGACGCGGCCCAUCCAAGCGUGGAGUCGGACUUGGCUUUGGACCGGACAUCACCAAGGCGUGGUGUGAGCUCAAUGGCGUCACCGCUGUGCUACGCAGUCACGAGGUGCGCAUGGGCGGCUACGAGGAGGAGCACGAGGGUCGCUGCUGCACCAUCUUUUCCGCACCCAACUACUGCGAUUCGACGGGCAACCUCGGUGCAUUUGCGCGCAUCGACGCUCAGGGCAGCAUCGGGUGGACCGUGUUCGAGGCCCAACCCCACCCGAACAUCAAGCCCAUGGCGUACGUCGGCAAUGCGAUGAACGGCAUGCUCGGCAUGUAA
Messenger RNA from Moesziomyces antarcticus, 1761 nucleotides. Its product is annotated as protein phosphatase 5. NCBI's taxonomy places the organism in Eukaryota, Fungi, Basidiomycota, Ustilaginomycetes, Ustilaginales, Ustilaginaceae. The transcript has a single exon. The record is from RefSeq and is a predicted model, not a curated record. Gene Ontology annotation, molecular function: protein serine/threonine phosphatase activity; protein binding. Gene Ontology annotation, cellular component: nucleus; cytosol. Bases 1 to 1761 code for a protein of 586 amino acids.